UCAACGUUCUUUGAAUCAUGAUUUGAUUUAUUUGGUCUUGUUCGAGGCGUUCCGAACGAGGACGCGUACAGGAAGUAAACAAGCUGUUGGUAACGGUGAGCAGAUCAUUGACUGGAGCCACUUGUCGCCGACAAAGAAGGAGUGCUUUCUCACGAUGUUGCGUUUGUUUUUGUCCAGGCAAAGUACUUUUUGUACCAAAUGCAGCAUGUUAGCAGCACGCGAGUCGCCUGUGACGACCCCGCGUGCAGGAGCGCGAGCCAGGCAGCAGCAGAAGUCAGAUAGUAUUUUUAUUCAGCAACAAAGGCGAUAUGUGGGAGGACCAGCCUUUCGUAAAUACCGGUUAAAGUCCACGAUUUGGAUGUAUGGGGUUGGAGUGGGGAUCGCUUUAGCUGUCGGGCUGAAAUACAGCAGCGACGGUGCCAGCAGUUUCUGCGAUGUUAAAGUUACGAGAGCAGAGAAGACGGAUCGAUACAAAGAUGCUAUAAAAGUUAGCAGAGACCUUGUGGAGCGGAUAAAGGAUGAGGUCGGUGCUCCGGGAGUGGUAGUUGGCGUCUCUGUGGAUGGGGCUGAGGUCUGGUGUGAAGGAAUUGGUUAUGCUGAUUUGGAGAAUCGUGUCCCAUGCACGCCAGAAACGGUGAUGAGAAUCGCCAGCAUCAGUAAGCCCCUCACCUCUGCAGCUGCUGCACGACUGUGCGAGGAGGGGAAACUAGAUCUUGAUGCCCCAGUCCAGAAAUAUGUCCCACAGUUUCCCCAAAAACAGUUUGAUGGGCAAGACGUCACAAUAACCUCACGUAUGCUUCUGUCCCACCUGAGUGGCAUUCGGCAUUAUGAGAAAGAUGCAAAGAAAGUGAAGGAGGACAAAGAGAAAGCCAAGCGACUUUUAAAGCCCCCGGUUAAAGAAAAAGAGAAUGAAAAGAGCUCAUCUGAAAGCAAAGACAACAAAGCCGCAACAGAUCAGAACACCAAGAAGAAAAAAGAGUUUGAGCACGAGGAGUACUACUUAAAGGACAACUUUGAAAGUGUCAUUCAGUCUUUGGACCUUUUUAAGAAUGACCCCCUCAUUUUCAAACCUGGCACAACCUUUCUGUACUCCACUCAUGCCUUCACGCUGCUUAGUGCUGUUGUGGAGCGGGCUGCUGGUCGGCGAUUCCUGGACGUCAUGAUGGAUAUGUUCCGCGAGCUGGGAAUGCUCAAUACAGUGCCCGAUGAGAAUGACCCUAUUAUUUACAACCGCUCUAGGUUUUAUCAUCACAACAAGCGCGGACGUGUUGUGAAUUGCCCGUACGUAGACAACUCCUACAAGUGGGCAGGAGGUGGUUUUCUUUCCACUGUGGGAAACCUGCUGCUCUUUGGAAAUGCUCUGCUUUACAGCUACCAGGUGGCUCACUUGCAGGAUACUAACGGCUUGCUUCCUGGAUUUCUCAAACCCAAAACAGCGAUAGAGCUUUGGGCACCAGUUGAUGGGACUGAAGCCAGCUGGGAUAAGGACGGACUGUAUGCUCAAGGCUGGUUGGUAGUGGAGAAGGUGCAAAAAUAUGGCCAGUGCAGGAAGCGCAGACACUAUGUAUCACACACAGGAAGUGCUGUGGGCGCUAGCAGUGUCCUCCUGGUGUUACCCAGCGAAGAGAUUGACCAGUGCCAAGGACAGACCCCGAUCCUCCCACAGGGGGUGGUGGUCACCAUCAUUGCUAACAUGCAGUCCGUGGGACUCAACAACACUGCACUGAAAAUUGCGAAGGAGUUUGAUAAUGCCAGAAGGAAGUAGAACUGUUUACACAGGUGUGUGAGUUUACCUGCAAGAAAACUUUGUGAUCUUGUGUCAUUUUGAUAGAGCUUUUCAAUGUGUCUGAACUUUAAGGAAAUAAAAUUAGUCUUAAGUAUCCAUUUAUAUAAAUGUU
This is a messenger RNA of Maylandia zebra (zebra mbuna), 1898 nucleotides long. It is a transcript of the gene lactb, whose product is annotated as lactamase, beta. Gene Ontology annotation, cellular component: mitochondrion. Lineage: Eukaryota; Metazoa; Chordata; Actinopteri; Cichliformes; Cichlidae. Gene Ontology annotation, molecular function: peptidase activity. Gene Ontology annotation, biological process: regulation of lipid metabolic process; proteolysis. The record is from RefSeq and is a predicted model, not a curated record.